GUUCUUAUUGGUCAUAGGACGAACCGUAGAGAAUUAACUGGUCCUUUUUGUAAGCCUAUUUUAAGGUCCCCCGUCAAGAAACGUUUCCGAAUUUUUCUUCUUUGCUCUCCGAUCGGAUCAGUCAUGGCAGACGAGUCCCAGAUUGAACUGAAAACAGCCCCAGCUGACUUUCGUUUCCCUACAACAAAUCAAACUAGACAUUGUUUCACCCGCUACAUUGAGUUUCACAGGUGCUUGGCUGCAAAAGGUGAAGAGUCUAAUGAAUGUGAGAGAUUUGCCAAAUACUAUCGUUCUCUUUGUCCCGGUGAAUGGGUUGAGAGGUGGAAUGAGCAGAGGGAGAAUGGUACUUUCCCGGGACCUCUGUGAUGGCAAAUUGGAAAUAGGUGAUCCUUCUCUGGCAUAUGGAGAACUCAUAUUUUUAUCUUGAUUUUGUCUUUAGCUAGUUUCAGUGUUUAUCCUUGAAUUUUUUGAAUUAAUAAGCUACAAAUGGAGAUUUGUUGAAUUUAUUGAGCAUUGAUGCACUAUGGUCGAUGAGCCAGUGAAAAA
Molecule: messenger RNA, 546 nt
Organism: Durio zibethinus
Lineage: Eukaryota; Viridiplantae; Streptophyta; Magnoliopsida; Malvales; Malvaceae
Product: cytochrome c oxidase subunit 6b-2
Cellular component (GO): respiratory chain complex IV; mitochondrion
Source: RefSeq, a predicted model, not a curated record